Messenger RNA from Metopolophium dirhodum (rose-grain aphid), 1542 nucleotides. Its product is annotated as piggyBac transposable element-derived protein 3-like. The transcript is spliced from 4 exons. NCBI's taxonomy places the organism in Eukaryota, Metazoa, Arthropoda, Insecta, Hemiptera, Aphididae. The record is from RefSeq and is a predicted model, not a curated record. The coding region runs from base 1 to 1542 and encodes 513 amino acids.
AUGAAUACAUUUUCAAAAUUAAAUGAUCUUGAGAUCGAAAGUAUUUUAAUUGAGAUUCCUGGCGACGAUGGUGGUCUAACUGAUCUAGAAGACGAUAGCGACGAUGAGUAUUUGGUUGAAAGAAACAAUUAUUUAGACUUAUUAGAUUCAACCACAACCAUUCAAACUUCUGUACUAAAUAUAAUGGAUCUUCCUAUAGAAUUUUCCGAAGAAUCUGAAUGCAUUGCAGGGCCAUCUAAUGCUAUGCCAAUGCAUACUCCUAUUUUUGAAGAUGAUCAUGUUGAUGACACUUCUGAAGAGACUGACACUCAUAAAUAUAGGAAGAAAAAAAAAAUAACUAAUAAAAAGAACAAAAGUUUUGAAAGUGACAUGGGGUGGAAAAAAAAAUUGGAUCACUAUGUCGACGUUCCAGAUUAUAAUGAUUUUGAAGGACCUAUACAUGGAUUGUUUAUCAACUGCUUAAGUCCAACUGAUGUAUUUCUUCAAGUAUGUGGCCCUAUCUUAGAGAAUAUCUGUGCUCAAUCCAAUUUGUAUGCCACUCAACGAGGGAAAACAUUAAACCUUAGAAUUGAAGAAUUGAAAGAUUUUAUUGGUAUUAAUUUUGUUAUGGGAUAUAAUAGUUUGCCAUCUUGGAAAGAUUAUUGGUCAACAAGUAAUGAUUUAGGUGUAAAAAUAAUUUCUGAUGCUAUGAGUCGAAAGCGAUUUGAUGAUAUUUUGUGUUUUCUACAUAUUAAUGAUAAUGAUGCUAAGACUACUGAUAAUAAAGAUAAGCUUUAUAAACUAAGACCACUCCUUGAUUCUAUCAAUAGUAGAUUCCCUGAAUUAUAUAAAGUAACUAGAGAAGUGAGUGUGGAUGAAUCUAUGGUUUUAUUCAAAGGGCGUAGCUCAAUAAAGCAAUAUAAUCCAAUGAAACCGAUAAAAAUGGGUUAUAAGAUAUGGUGUUUGGGAGAUCAAAAUGGAUAUAUUAGUAAGUUCUCGGUUUAUCAAGGGAAAGAGGAAGUAAUUGAUGACUUUGUUGAUUUUGGUUUGGGUGAGAGAGUAGUUUUAAACUUAACAAAACCUUAUUGGAAUAAAGGCAUGAAGGUAUUUUUUGAUAAUUAUUUUACAUCUAUAAGUCUUUUAGAAAAAUUAAAGUUAGAAAACACCUUUGCAUGUGGUACAAUACGAUCUAAUAGAAAGGGCAUUCCUCCUCUUGCUCAGGAUAAAACUUUAGAUAGAGGCAUGUAUGAUUUUAAGACAUCCCGUUUAGGUAUUACUGUUUAUAAGUGGAAAGAUAACAGAAUUGUACACUUGGCAUCUAAUUUCCAUGGUGUUGAAGAAAAUAGUGUAUUGCGAACUGAACAUGAUGGAACAAAAAAAAACAUAAAAUGUCCUACUAUAGUUAAUGAUUAUAAUAAGUACAUGGGUGGGGUAGACAAAGCAGAUCAAUUAAGAGCUCUUUAUAAUGUUAAUAGGAAAUCAAAAAAAUGGUGGCAUAGAUUGUUCUGGGGUGUUAUUGAUAUAAUAUUUAGCAGUAGCCCAGGGACUAAUUACACAGUGUAA